Mytilinidion resinicola is the source of this 1364-nucleotide messenger RNA. RefSeq lists its product as uncharacterized. NCBI's taxonomy places the organism in Eukaryota, Fungi, Ascomycota, Dothideomycetes, Mytilinidiales, Mytilinidiaceae. Bases 80 to 1096 code for a protein of 338 amino acids. The transcript is spliced from 5 exons. The record is from RefSeq and is a predicted model, not a curated record.
CGCUACGUGCAGCCCCCCUGCAACACUAAAACUUCGGACCCAGGGCUCUUCUCGUCUCAAACAAACAUACGAGCUUCCCAUGGCCGAGGUCCCAGACUCAUACCGCGGCCGUCUGGCCCAGUAUCGCAUACUCGAAGAGUCUCGACAUGCUUUAAUCGAAGAGCUUCUUGACAAGCUCGAAAAGACCGAAGCCAAGCUUCAGCAGACCGAACUCGACCUUCAAAGUGAACAGAAUGUCCGCAGACGCUUGCAGUCGGAGGUGGUAGAGUCCACGGAACGGGAGGCAGCUUUGGUCGAGAGAACCUCUCGACGUCCAUAUGCUAUGGUUCUCAUUGAGGCAGAUCCGGACGGAUUCAUGUUCCUGGAUAAAUACACAACGAAAGGUACAAAAGGCGGCGAGGCCCUAGCUGACGAGCUUUCUGCCCGACUCCAAGAAUACUUCCGACCGCUUUAUGAUGACGCCGACAAGCUUGACCUCCUCGUCCGUGUUUACGCAAAUCUUGAAGGCAUGGCAAACGCGAUGGUGCGUGAAGGGAAGGUCCGAAACCUUGGUCAAUUGAGAGCAUUUGCGACUGGUUUUUGUGCGAGAGUGCCUGGGUUUGACUGGAUAGACGUGGGUGUUGGAAAAGAAGGUGGUGCUGGGAGAAAGAUAAGAGAAAAUCUCACCCUCUCAACCUCCCACCUCCAAUGUCGCCACCUCAUCCUAGCUACCACACCCGGCUCCGUCCCCGCAACUUUCUUUGCAUCCCUCUCUUCCACGCCGCUCACCCUCUUGGACCAUCCAUCCUUCAAGCCUCUCGCCCUUCCCAACCCAACCACCAUCCUCCCGUCCAUCUUCCUUGCUCCACCGCCUCCUCGUCCAUCCCGGAAUGGCCGUCCUCAGUUGCAGCUGGCGAGCAAAGAAGAAGGGAGGGACGGAUCCACGUGGCUGGUAAUUCGACCGGAGCGUAGUAAGAGCCAGGGCGCUCGUAGUCGCAGUCGCAGAGGUGGUGGGAGCGAUGAUGAGGACAGCGCUUUGAGUAUCAGUAUUGGGCCAGACAAUACGGUCAGCGUUGGGAGAGACGGUCCGAACGGAAGAAAGAGGAUCCUGAACUAAGUAGACACAAAGUUCUUGAAUAUUACCUAUGCUAAAUCCAGAGGCCUCCCCGCCAAUAUCCAAGAGAAAGGUCAUGGUAUCUGCAGAGAGCUUGACACUGCGAGAGAUGUAUGCAUGGACCUGGCAGAGAAGAAAAUUGCAUGGCUGGUGGGUUGCAUUUGCAUCGUAUGGUUAAAAGCUUCGUAACAGGACUCUGAAUCAGAAUAGCUUUCAAACUAGAAACGUUACCGUCUUUCUAUUCACGUCAAGGAACAGUAACUCUUCCCAG